AUGGCUGGAAGAGGUGCGGUAAUCGGGAUUGAUUUAGGUACAACAUAUUCAUGUGUUGGUGUAUGGCAACAUGACCGAGUUGAGAUUAUUGCUGAUGAUCAAGGAAAUCGUACCACUCCUUAUGUUGGUUUUACUGAUACUGAACGUCUGAUUGGUGAUGCUGCUAAGAAUCAAGCUUCCGUGUUUGAGGGUGAGGGAUCUAUAACCAGUGACAAUAAUCUGUUGGGUCAGUUCGACUUGGAAGGAAUUCCUCCAUCCCCCGCUGGCGAUCUGCAAUUCACAGUAUGCUUUAAAAUUGAUGCAAAUGGUAUAUUGAGUGUGUAUGCUGAAGAACACUCAACAGGGAGUAAUAACAUGAUCACCGUUUCCAAUUACAUUGCAAGGUUGUCCAAGGCUGAGAUCGAUAAGUUGGCUCGUAAGGCUGAGAGAUUCAAAUUGGAAGAUGAAAUGCAUCGGAAGAAAGUGGAGUCGAGGAAUUCCCUUGAAAAUUUCUUAUACGACAUGAGGAACACAAUGAAAGAUACAAGAAAGAAGCUAGCUAAGGAUGAUAGGAAAAAACUCAAAGAUGCAGUCAAGGAUGCAUUUCAGUGGUUAGACAGCAGCGAAUCAGCUGAGAUAAAUGAUAUCAACCGCAAGAUGAAUGAGUUACUGAAUGUAUGCAACCCUCUCAUAGAUAAGUUGUCCCAAGACGGUAGUGGUGCUCUCGAUAUGGGUGGUGCUGAGUAA
Papaver somniferum (opium poppy) is the source of this 726-nucleotide messenger RNA. RefSeq names its product heat shock 70 kDa protein 18-like. The transcript has 2 exons. Gene Ontology annotation, molecular function: ATP binding; ATP-dependent protein folding chaperone; misfolded protein binding. Bases 1 to 726 code for a protein of 241 amino acids. The record is from RefSeq and is a predicted model, not a curated record. Gene Ontology annotation, cellular component: cytoplasm. NCBI's taxonomy places the organism in Eukaryota, Viridiplantae, Streptophyta, Magnoliopsida, Ranunculales, Papaveraceae. Gene Ontology annotation, biological process: protein refolding; cellular response to unfolded protein.